AUGGCUGAUGGUACGAAGGAUUUUGCACUUCGAAAAGUGAGUUCCCACUGCUCAAUAUCUGAAAUGGAUGACUAUGAUCUCUCAAAGCUUCUAGAUAAGCCAAGAUUAAAUAUCGAGAGGCAGAGAUCGUUUGACGAGAGGUCGCUUAGUGAGUUAUCUAUUGGUUUGGCGAGAGGGUUAGAUAAUUAUGAGGGCUUGUACUCACCUGGACGGUCAGGUUUGGACACUCCAGCCUCAUCCACUAGGAAUUCUUUCGAGCCCCAUCCAAUGGUUGCAGAUGCUUGGGAAGCCCUCCGACGGUCCUUGGUGUAUUUUCGGGGCCAACCUGUUGGCACAAUCGCUGCUUAUGAUCAUGCUUCUGAGGAAGUUUUAAAUUAUGAUCAGGUUUUUGUUCGAGAUUUUGUACCAAGUGCAUUGGCCUUUUUAAUGAAUGGUGAGCCAGACAUAGUUAAGAAUUUCCUGUUGAAGACGCUUCAGCUUCAAGGGUGGGAAAAAAGAAUAGAUAGAUUCAAGCUUGGGGAAGGAGCUAUGCCGGCUAGUUUCAAAGUUCUUCACGAUCCUCUACGCAAGUCAGAUACAAUAAUAGCUGAUUUUGGUGAAAGUGCAAUAGGCAGAGUAGCUCCGGUCGAUUCUGGUUUUUGGUGGAUAAUUCUUCUUCGAGCAUAUACAAAAUCUACCGGAGACCUAUCUUUGUCUGAAACCCCAGAAUGCCAAAAGGGCAUGCGACUUAUUUUGUCUUUGUGCCUGUCAGAAGGAUUUGACACAUUUCCUACUUUGCUGUGUGCCGAUGGGUGCUCAAUGAUUGAUCGCAGAAUGGGCAUAUAUGGUUAUCCUAUUGAAAUUCAAGCUCUAUUCUUUAUGGCAUUGAGAAGUGCUUUAGUAAUGCUGAAACAUGAUGCAGAGGGCAAAGAGUUCAUUGAGAGAAUAGUUAAGCGUUUGCACGCCUUGAGUUAUCACAUGAGAAUUUAUUUUUGGAUCGAUUUCCAACAAUUAAAUGACAUAUAUCGGUAUAAAACCGAAGAAUAUUCUCAUACUGCAGUUAAUAAGUUCAAUGUUAUUCCUGACUCAAUCCCUGAUUGGGUGUUUGACUUUAUGCCGACUCGUGGUGGUUACUUUAUCGGUAAUGUUAGUCCUGCGAGGAUGGAUUUUAGAUGGUUUGCUUUAGGUAAUUGUGUCGCCAUUUUGUCUUCUCUUGCCACUCCUGAGCAAGCUUCGGCUAUCAUGGAUCUUAUUGAAUCACGGUGGGAAGAGCUUGUCGGAGAAAUGCCUUUGAAAAUAGCUUAUCCGGCGAUUGAAAGUCAUGAAUGGCGUAUUGUGACUGGUUGUGAUCCUAAAAAUACAAGAUGGAGUUACCAUAACGGAGGAUCUUGGCCAGUGCUUUUAUGGUUGCUAACGGCUGCCUGCAUCAAGACUGGACGGCCACAGAUUGCAAGACGAGCAAUUGAUCUUGCGGAGAGCCGUUUGGUCAAGGAUGGCUGGCCAGAAUAUUAUGAUGGGAAACUUGGAAGAUAUAUCGGGAAGCAAGCUCGAAAAUACCAGACGUGGUCCAUUGCUGGGUAUCUCGUGGCAAAAAUGAUGUUGGAGGAUCCUUCACAUUUGGGGAUGAUCUCACUCGAAGAGGACAAACUAAUGAAGCCCGUGAUUAAGCGAUCUUCAUCGUGGACUUGCUGA
Molecule: messenger RNA, 1671 nt
Organism: Fraxinus pennsylvanica
Lineage: Eukaryota; Viridiplantae; Streptophyta; Magnoliopsida; Lamiales; Oleaceae
Source: the annotation of a GenBank genome assembly